This is a messenger RNA of Cryptotermes secundus, 776 nucleotides long. It is a transcript of the gene COX5A, whose product is annotated as cytochrome c oxidase subunit 5A, mitochondrial. Gene Ontology annotation, cellular component: mitochondrial inner membrane. Gene Ontology annotation, biological process: mitochondrial electron transport, cytochrome c to oxygen. The coding region runs from base 123 to 584 and encodes 153 amino acids. Lineage: Eukaryota; Metazoa; Arthropoda; Insecta; Blattodea; Kalotermitidae. The transcript has a single exon. The record is from RefSeq and is a predicted model, not a curated record.
GCAUUCCAGCCAUCUUGGAUCCUUCGUAGUUUUUCGUUACGCAACUGCGGAAGGUUGGGUUUGAUAAGGAAGCAGGCUGAGGCAUAAGUAUACAUUAAAUUUCCUGUCCAAAACCCAUCAGAAUGCUGAGGACUGCAGUCUGCCGUUUCCAUUCUGUAGUUCGGAGUGUUGCCAUACAAAAUGUGGCACGUACAACAUCAGUUUUACCUAGUCGUUUAAUGUCUCAGCAUUCAACGGAGACCGACGAUGAAUUCGACAGUAGGUAUGAAGCCUAUUUUAAUAGACAGGAUAUUGAUGGCUGGGAGAUCCGUAAAGCGAUGAACGACUUGGCAGGUAUGGACCUUGUACCAGAACCCAAAAUCGUUAAUGCUGCCCUUCGAGCAUGUCGACGAGUCAGCGACUUUGCGUUGGCUGUGAGGUUCCUAGAAACCAUAAAGUCUAAGUGUGGGAACCGCGUCCAAGAGAUUUAUCCGUACAUCCUUCAAGAGAUUCGACCAACUCUAGAUGAAUUGGGAAUCAACACCCCAGAAGAAUUGGGAUAUGACAAACCAGAACUGGCUCUCAAGAAUGUAUAUGAUAUGUAGGCAGGUGCAAAGACAUAGAAAGUAAAUAGUUGUUUUGGUGAACUGGAAAAAUUGUAAUAACUUUCAGCAUUGUGCGUAAAAGCCUCGUUAUGUAGAACAGUAAUGUGGCAUGAAAGUUUUGCAGUGUACAUUAUUUUCUUUCAAAAUGGCAACAAAUAUGUAGCUGGAAAAAUAAACCACAUUAAAAUCAAA